CAUGCUCCACGCAGGUCUAGUCUGUCCGCCCCUCACCUGACCUGCAGACCGACCCCUCACGAGGAGACACGGUCAAUUUUGGCGGAAAAAAAAACAUCCAAAAUCUCGUGUCGGGGAUUCCGGUCGGUCUCGAAGGCAGCAGCUGUUAGUGGUAAACAUCCUGUUUUGAGUUUUUAUUUUAUUUGUGUUUAACCUCCGCGAGGGGGGAAAAGAAGCGAGGAUGGAUCCACUGGUUGCUGCGAUUGAUCAGGGCACGAGCUCGACGAGGUUUCUGGUGUUCAACGCAAAAACAGCUGAAGUGAUCAGUCAACACCAGGUCGAGAUCAACCAGAGCUUCCCAAAGGAGGGCUGGGUGGAGGAGGACCCCAAGGAGAUCAUGCAGUCCGUGUACGAGUGCAUGGAAAGGACCUGUGAGAAACUCUGCGAGCGCAACAUCGACGUCUCCAACGUAAAAGCGGUGGGCGUGACCAACCAGAGAGAGACGACCCUGGUUUGGGACAAAGAGACCGGAGAGCCGCUUUACAAUGCCAUCGUUUGGCUGGACCUGCGCACUCAGUCCACGGUCGAGCGGCUCAUCAACAAGGCGCCAGAAAUGAACAAGAAUCACCUCAAGCACAAGACGGGCCUUCCCAUCAGCACCUACUUCAGUGCAGUGAAGCUGCGUUGGCUGCUGGACAACGUGGAUGAAGUGGCUCAAGCCGUGAUGAGCGAGCGGGCCAUGUUUGGCACAGUGGACUCCUGGAUCAUCUGGUGUCUGACGGGGGGCAGGAACGGAGGGGUUCACUGCACAGACGUCUCAAACGCCAGCCGCACCAUGCUCUUCAACAUUCACACCAUGGACUGGGACCCUGAGCUCUGCAGGUACUUUGACGUUCCGAUGGAAAUCCUCCCCAAAGUCCGCAGCUCCUCUGAAAUCUACGGCUACAUGAAAUCCACCUCACUUGCAGGAGUUCCCAUCUCUGGAUGUCUUGGUGAUCAGUCAGCUGCUCUGGUUGGUCAGAUGUGCUUCAAAGAGGGACAGGCCAAAAACACGUAUGGGACCGGUUGCUUUCUGCUCAGACAUACAGGGACCAAGCCGGUGAUGUCCGAUCACGGCCUGCUCACCACAGUCGCCUACAAAAUGGGAAAAGACGAGCCUGCGGGCUACGCACUCGAGGGUUCAGUUGCCAUCGCGGGGGCGGUGGUUCGGUGGCUGAAGGACAACAUGGGGAUUGUGAAGUCCUCCUCUGAGAUCGAGACGCUUGCAGCUGCAGCAGGCUCGUCUUAUGGCUGUUACUUUGUGCCGGCCUUCUCCGGGCUCUAUGCCCCCUACUGGGAGCCGAGUGCAAGAGGCAUCAUCUGCGGCCUCACUCAGUUCACAAACAGGAACCACUUGGCGUUUGCAGCGCUGGAGGCCGUCUGCUUUCAGACCAGAGAGAUCCUGGAUGCGAUGAACCAGGACAGCGGCGUGCCUCUGACGCAGCUGAAGGUGGACGGAGGCAUGACGGCCAACAGGUUACUGAUGCAGCUGCAGGCAGACAUCCUCUGCAUCCCUGUAGUCCGACCCACCAUGUCAGAGACCACAGCUCUGGGUGCGGCCAUGGCAGCAGGGACAGCAGAGGGGGUGGACGUGUGGAACCUGAGCCCCGAUCACCUCCCACACGUCACAAGUGAGAAGUAUGAACCUCAGAUCAAGCCUGAAGAGAGCGAGUUCCGCUUUGCUCGCUGGAAGAAAGCCGUGCAGAAAGCCAUGAACUGGGAGACCACAGAGCCGUGCUGCAAUGCCAACGGUUUAGGAAAGAAGAUGAACAGCACCCCCUGGGGGGUCCCUCCCACUCCUCCUCCCACCAGAGCAGACCCCUAAGAUCACAAUCAGUAACCGAGCUACAAGACCUUCACGGGAACACGGACGCUUGUUAUGGAGCAACACUAAAAGAGGGAACAUGCUCAGUGUGUAGAGGACGUGAGGCGGCUGCAUCAGGAGAUAUGACGUCACUUGGGAGUGAUGUGUAGCCUGCUAGCAGUAGCAUCGCACUGCUUCACAUAAGUGAAAUCGUCAAACUUUAAAGUGCCAGCUGAAUGAAGAGAUUUUUUUGAAACAACUGUGAAAACUUUCUUUGGUACAUUUUUGUGUUCCUUCUCAAAAAGGGGAACUUGUGUCUGAAGCACAAUAUGAAUUUGCCUUCUUGUACAGUAAUGUGUAGAAUAAAAAUCAAGUGCCAGAAGGAAAGAGUUGCACAUUUGUACAUCAACACUGUCACACUGCUUUUUUUUUUGUCCAUUUCUACACUGCAGUGUUGAUUUCUACUAUUCGAGAUCCCAAAGUGGACUUCUUGAAAUUGGUUACCACUCAACGUACGUCUUUUUAAAAAAGUUUGUGUUUGUCUCUGGAUGAAAUGAAGAAUGAGACCGACACAUUUGGGUCAGAAUAAUCAACCACUGGAUCUUUUUAAUGAGCUUCAAGUCUUCUCGGAUUAAGAAGACUUAAGGAGAACUGUUUGACAUGAGCGGACACUAUGCAGGCUUUUAUUUUGUUUUAAAGGGAGGAGUGUUUUUAUCUAGACUGUUUUCAAGAAAGGGAUUUAUAUGUUUUUAAAUUAUGCCAGACGUCCACAUGUGCGAUCAGUUAAAGGGGGACACUGGAACUUUUAAACCGGGCCCUGUUUUUGCAGAUUUUAGAAGCAAAGUGACGAGUAGGUGGGUUCACUUUUUAAGUUGCCUGAGCCGGCAGCCUUCAAACUGUCUCUGUAUGUUCUCAGUCAUCCAGGUCAUGUUAGAUUUAAUGCUUGAUCCAAAGGAAACUGGACUGGUUGAAGAUCUUGAUGUUUCACCUCUCUUCAUCAGAAAGGCUUUGUCGGUUUAGAAGAUCUGCAACCAGUCCAGGAUCCUCUGGAUCAAGCUUUGACUAAAGCAUGAAACUGUAGUGACAGCAAUGUUAAUCCUGUGGAGAAAAGCUGCACAGUGUGUCCAUUAAAAGUGUUGUUCUGAUUGUUAUUCUACAUGUGACCAUUUUAAUAAAGUAACUCUCUGCAGAGA
Molecule: messenger RNA, 3015 nt
Organism: Labrus mixtus (cuckoo wrasse)
Lineage: Eukaryota; Metazoa; Chordata; Actinopteri; Labriformes; Labridae
Product: glycerol kinase-like
Exons: 20
Coding region: 221-1843 (540 amino acids)
Biological process (GO): glycerol-3-phosphate biosynthetic process; glycerol metabolic process; triglyceride metabolic process
Cellular component (GO): mitochondrion
Molecular function (GO): glycerol kinase activity
Source: RefSeq, a predicted model, not a curated record